CGGAUGCAGAGGCUGAGAGUGGAGUCCAGCUGUGAGCCUGACCGGCCAUGGGGACAUGUAUUACUCCUCUAUCGGACCCAUUUCACUGAGGCUCAGCGAGGUUACCUAUGUCGCCCCAGGUCACCAUCCAGUAACCCAGAAAACUUCUCUUGGCUCCUCCACUAACUGCGUGAUCUCGGACAACCAAUGGGCCGCGUCCCCGCCCCCGCGGUCGCCCCGCCCCUCGCGGACCCGGAAGUAGGCCUGGCACCUUCCCGGCCGGCCGCAGGGAUGGGGCGGCUGUACUGGCUGCCGCUGCUGGCACCGCUCCUGUUGCUGCGACCGCCAGGGGUCCAGUCCGCCGGCCCCAUCCGGGCCUUCGUGGUGCCCCACAGCCACAUGGACGUGGGCUGGGUCUACACUGUGCAGGAAAGCAUGCAGGCGUACGCCGCCAAUGUCUACACCUCAGUGGUGGAAGAGCUGGCCCGCGGCCAGCAGCGCCGGUUCAUCGCCGUGGAGCAGGAGUUUUUCCGGCUGUGGUGGGAUGGCGUCGCCUCGGACCAGCAGAAACACCAGGUCCACCAGCUCCUGGAGGAAGGACGCCUGGAAUUUGUCAUCGGAGGCCAGGUCAUGCAUGACGAGGCCGUGACGCACCUUGAUGACCAGAUCCUGCAGCUCACAGAAGGACACGGGUUUCUCUAUGAAACAUUUGGGAUCCGGCCACAGUUCUCCUGGCAUGUUGACCCGUUUGGCGCCUCUGCCACAACCCCCACCCUAUUUGCGCUGGCGGGCUUCAAUGCCCACCUCAGCUCCCGGAUCGACUACGACCUGAAGGCAGCCAUGCAGGAGGCCCGGGGGCUGCAGUUCGUGUGGCGAGGGUCCCCAUCCCUCUCAGAGCAGGAGGAAAUCUUCACGCACAUCAUGGACCAGUACAGCUACUGCACCCCGUCCCACAUCCCUUUCUCCAACAGGUCAGGAUUUUACUGGAAUGGAGUGGCCAUCUUCCCCAAGCCUCCCCCAGAUGGGGUGUACCCCAACAUGAGUGAGCCCGUCACCCCAGCCAACAUCAACCUCUAUGCCGAGGCCCUGGUGGCCAACGUGAAGCAGAGGGCCGCCUGGUUCCGGACACCCCACGUCCUCUGGCCCUGGGGAUGUGACAAGCAGUUCUUCAAUGCCUCGGUGCAGUUUGCCAACAUGGACCCGCUGCUGGACCACAUCAACAGCCAUGCUGCCAAGCUCGGUGUCUCGGUGCAGUACGCCACGCUGGGCGACUACUUCCGUGCCCUGCACACUCUCAAUAUCACCUGGCGUGUCCGUGACCACCACGACUUCCUGCCCUAUUCCACAGAACCAUUCCAGGCCUGGACGGGCUUCUACACGUCCCGCAGCGCACUGAAGGGGCUGGCCCGGCGAGCCAGCGCCUUGUUGUAUGCCGGGGAGUCCAUGUUCACACACUACAUGUGGCCAGCCCCCUGUGGGCAUCUGGACCCCACCUGGGCCCUGCAGCAGCUCCAGCAGCUUCGCUGGGCCGUCUCCGAGGUCCAGCACCAUGAUGCCAUCACUGGGACUGAGUCCCCCAAGGUGAGAGAUAUGUACGUGAUGCACCUGGCCUCGGGGAUGCUAGGCGUGCGCAAGCUGAUGGCCUCCAUCAUCCUAGACAAGCUCCAGCCCCAGGCACCCAUGGCGGCCAGCUCCGGUGCAGGGCCUGCAGGACAUUUUGCCUCCGUCUACAACCCACUGGCCUGGACGGUCACCACCAUCGUCACCCUGACUGUUGGUUUCCCUGGAGUCCACGUCACAGAUGAGGCGGGCCACCCAGUGCCCUCGCAGAUCCAGAACUCAACAGAGACCCCAUCUGUGUAUGACCUGCUUAUUCUGACCACAAUCCCAGGCCUCAGUUACCGACACUACAGCAUCAGACCCACUGCAGGGGCCCAAGAGGGCACCCAGGAGCCAGCUGCCACUGUGGCCACCACCCUUCAAUUUGGCCGCAGGCUGAGGAGACGCACCAGCCAUGUGGGUAGGCACUUGGUGCCUGUGGCAAACGACUGCUACACUGUGCUGCUCGACCAGGAUACCAACCUGAUGCACAGCAUCUGGGAGAGACAGAGUAACCAAACGGUGCGCGUGACCCAGGAAUUCCUGGAGUACCACGUCAACGGGGAUGUGAAACAGGGCCCCAUUUCUGAUAACUACCUGUUCACACCGGGCAAGGCCGCAGUGCCCGCGUGGGAAGCUGUGGAAAUGGAGAUCGUGGCGGGACAGCUCGUGACUGAGAUCCGGCAGUACUUCUACAGGAACAUGACAGCACGGAAUUACACGUAUGCAAUCCGCUCCCGGCUCACCCAUGUGCCGCAGGGCCAUGACGGGGAGCUGCUCUGCCACCGGAUAGAGCAGGAGUACCAAGCCGGCCCCCUGGAGCUGAACCGCGAGGCUGUCCUGAGGACCAGCACCAACCUAAACAGCCAGCAGGUCAUCUACUCAGACAACAACGGCUACCAGAUGCAGCGGAGGCCCUACGUUUCCUAUGUGAACAACAGCAUCGCCCGGAAUUACUACCCCAUGGUUCAGUCGGCCUUCAUGGAGGAUGGCAAAAGCAGGCUUGUGUUGCUGUCGGAGCGGGCACAUGGCAUCUCCAGCCAAGGGAACGGGCAGGUGGAGGUCAUGCUUCACCGGCGGCUGUGGAACAACUUCGACUGGGACCUGGGCUACAACCUCACACUGAACGACACCUCAAUCGUCCACCCAGUGCUCUGGCUUCUGCUGGGAUCCUGGUCCCUCACCACUGCCCUGCGCCAGAGGAGCGCAAUGGCGCUGCAGCACAGGCCCGUGGUGCUGUUCGGAGACCUCGCCGGGACUGCACCGAAGCUCCCAGGACCCCAGCAGCAAGAGGCUGUGACACUGCCCCCGAAUCUUCACUUGCAGAUCCUGAGCAUCCCCGGCUGGCGCUACAGCUCCAACCACACAGAGCACGCUCAGAAUCUCCGGAAAGGCAAUCGAGGGGAAGUCCAGGCUGACCUCCACCGUGUCCUGCUGCGGCUCCACCACCUGUAUGAAGUGGGCGAGGACCCAGUCCUGUCUCAGCCAGUGACAGUGAAUCUGGAGGCUGUGCUGCAGGCGCUGGGGUCCGUGGUGGCAGUGGAGGAGCGCUCGCUCACAGGGACCUGGGAUGUGAGCAUGCUGCACCGCUGGAGCUGGAGGACGGGGUCUGGCCGCCGCAGAGGUUUGGGGUCCCCCGCUUCAGCUCCCUACCCAGGACUCCCAGCCAGGCUCAGGAGCUGGUCAGACCCGGUGCACAUCCAACCAUCUGCCUGUCCCGGCCUAUGCAACCUUGUGACACCACCUCUCCCUCGAGGCCACCAGGAGGCCCCAUCAUCACCGUCCACCCAAAGGAAAUCCGGACAUUCUUCAUUCACUUUCAACAGCAGUGAGCCCUGGGCAGAUGCCCCGGCCCCAGGGCUUCCCCCAGGAACUCCAUGUAACAGAACAGACCCAAGACAGCGAAAAGCAGCGCGGAGGGACGGGACUGGGGAGUCAGCUGCUCAUCUGCAGGCUAAUGGCAGGAAAUGGUCAUAUUUGGGGUUUUGUCCCUAAUUUUUUUAAAAUAAAAAUUACAUUACAAGAUCCAGGUUCUUCCCCUCCACACUCAAUCAAGCCAGCCCUCUCCUCUUCUGUCACAUAAAGGAUAUUUGGCACGCUCAUGCAUCAUUCAUUCACAAAAGACAAACCCAGGACGUUCUGCCUAAGGCAGAGCACAAGACCCACAGCAGCACCAAAACGCAUCUGCCGUCCGGGCCCUGCCAGGCUUGCCCAGGCUGCCGGUGGUAACUGUGGACCUUCUGUGUGCUGCGUGUUUUCAUAGACUCAUCCCAUGCUGACAACAGCCUUGCAAGGGGCUUGGCUCUGCCACAAGGCAGGAGAGGAAGUUGUAGUGCCAAGCCGGAGUUCCAGCUCCAGAUGCCCACCUGUGCCUCAGCACCGCCUGUCGAGCAGAGAAGGCACAGCAGCCGUCAGAGUCCAUGAGAGAUGAAACCACACAGCAGGGAUGUCCAAUAUCAGAACUAUUAAUAUCAAUAAAAGUAUAACCUUCCCAGGUCCAUCCCAAGAGAAUUGAAAACAUCCGUCCACACAAAACCUGUGCUCCCGCGUUCAUAGCAGCAUUACUCAAAAGUCAAACGGUAGCAACAACCCAAAUGUCCAUCCACAGAUGAAUUAAGACAUGAAAUGUGUUCUGUCCAUACAAUGGAAUAUUAUUUGGCCAUAAAAAGGAAGGAAAUUCUGACACAUGCCACAGCCUGAGUGAAUCCUACAAACAUUACGCUAAGUGAAAGAAGCCAGACACGAAAGGCCACAUAUUGUGUGAUUCUGUUUAUGUGAAAUGUCCAGAAUAGGCAAAUCUGUGUAUAAGAGACAAAGCACAUUGGUAGUUGCCAAGGACUGGAGGAAGACAAAAGAAGCAUGACAGCUAACAGGGACUGGAUUUCUUUGGAAGAUGAUGAAAUUGUGGAAUGAUGGUUGCACAACUUUGUGAAUAUACUAGAAACCAAUGAAUUAUUAACUUUGGAAGAUGAA
Molecule: messenger RNA, 4551 nt
Organism: Pongo pygmaeus (Bornean orangutan)
Lineage: Eukaryota; Metazoa; Chordata; Mammalia; Primates; Hominidae
Gene: MAN2B2
Product: mannosidase alpha class 2B member 2
Exons: 21
Coding region: 187-3573 (1128 amino acids)
Biological process (GO): mannose metabolic process
Cellular component (GO): lysosome
Molecular function (GO): carbohydrate binding; alpha-mannosidase activity
Source: RefSeq, a predicted model, not a curated record